AUGACCACCCCGGACGAUGGAUCCACCGCAAGAGAGAACACAAGCUCAGGGGUUUCGUGUAGUCUGACAGACUAUAUACAAAAGCAUAAUGUGUAUACCACUCUGCAGCUCGCAAUGCAGUCGCUCAUUAAGUAUCAACCUAAAAGCCCGCUAAAAUAUCUGAGUAGCUACUUCGGUGAUCGCAAGAAGAACCUGUUUAAGCUGGUACUUUUGGGGGCCCCCGGAGCCGGCAAGGGUACACAAGCAAAACAUCUUGUUUCCAAAUAUUCCUUGAAGCACAUCUCUCCGGGGAAUUUGCUUCGAGAGGAGAUGAACCGUAAUUCUCCCAUCACUGCUCAAAUAAAGGAUUACGUAUCCAAGGGCCAACUAGUGCCUGACAGCAUAGUUAUUAAACUCAUCGAAAAUCACAUAGCAACCAUCGGUGACUCCAAUUGGCUUUUGGAUGGAUUUCCCCGGUCUGAGUCUCAAGCUGCGGCGCUCAGGGCAUCUCCUGAUCUCUUCCCUACCCAUAUUGUAGAGCUUAAGGUUGAUCAGGAGGCAGUGGUCCAGCGUUUAGGUGGCAGGCGCUUUGACCCCAUCACAGGGAACACCUAUCACAUUAUAUAUGACCCCCCACCACCGGAUAUUGCUGAUCGUGUGGUGGUGAGGACCGACGACAGAGAAGAUGUCAUUCGUGAGCGAUUUAGGGUUUAUGCUGAGAAUAAAGACUUGGUUGAUAAGGUCUUCAAUCACUCAGUAGUCAGUAUAAACUGUGAGGGGCAGACGAUUGAUGAAGUGUCUCUUCAACUGGAUAGGGUACUUUCAAUGCCGAGCACGAUACACCCAUCCAUUAUUAUGCCUGAAAGAAAUAAGAAGUAA
This is a messenger RNA of Giardia duodenalis, 858 nucleotides long. RefSeq names its product adenylate kinase. Gene Ontology annotation, cellular component: mitochondrion; cytoplasm. Gene Ontology annotation, biological process: nucleobase-containing compound metabolic process. The transcript has a single exon. NCBI's taxonomy places the organism in Eukaryota, Fornicata, Diplomonadida, Hexamitidae. The record is from RefSeq and is a predicted model, not a curated record. The coding region runs from base 1 to 858 and encodes 285 amino acids. Gene Ontology annotation, molecular function: AMP kinase activity; ATP binding.